AUGCCACCUCGCCAGCGUCGUCCUGUGGACGCCUCCGACUCGGACGAUUCCUUUUCGCCUAGCGAUGACGAUAUCAGCGAGGACACCUCCAGUGCCAACGAGGACGUCUUUGACAUGAACGAAGAUGAAGACGGCUCGGAUACCGACGCGACAGACGUCGAAGACGUCGAAGAUCAGAUCAAGCUGUUUGGCGGGAAUCUCCACCCGCCCGAGUACUGGCGCAAGGCGGUGGAGGACAUGAACGAGAGCGAAUGGGAAUGUCAAGAUUACAGCCCUUCGACAACGGCGUUACUAGACAACGUUGAGGAGCAAUGGCGCUUAUAUUGCGAAGUCCUUGACCGUCACCCUCGGCGUUGCUACGAGACGCUCUCGAUCACACUCCUCAAAAACUUCUUCGACUGGUACCUCAGCCAGAAAGUCGGCAAAGACGGGAGGAAGAGGAGCGGUAUCAAGAAGAAAAGCUCUUUGGCAACAUACUGGAAGAUCUUUAGACUUGUGUUUGAGAGGGCUAUGGGUGAGAGGAUAGCUUCCAAGCUGGGUCGCAGCAUGCGCACGGUUAUCGGACAGCUGGCCAAGAAGCACGGCCUGAACGACCAGGCGCGGGCCAACCGUAUCAUGACAAUCGACCAACUGAAGCAGCACAUUGAAGAAACGCUAAGCACAACACGGAAGAUGUUCGGGGUGGGAGAAGUGCGCCUCCUUGCUGUGCUCUUUGUCCUGUUGGUUGCUCCGGCCGGCGCUCGCCGGAAAGCUAUUACGAGGCUUCGUUUCGGGGACAUACGCGUUGUUCUGGCGAGAGAUCCAGAUGGCGGACCGCAUAAGCUUCUCAUUCGAUUCACUCCAAAGUUCACAAAGGAAUACCUUGGAGCUAAAGCUCAGAACACCUACCCGAUCCCCGAAACUAUGUUUGAUCCCUCCUUACUGCUCAGCCCACACGUCUUUCUUCUAGGCAUCCUCUUUCGCCACCGGGCCUUUCGUGCACCCAGCCUCACCUCGCCGGAUCAGCUGAAAAAGCUUGACAUUUGCCCCGGCGAGCUCGAGUUGCCUUUGCCGCUGCGGGAGGACUUAGACGACACCUACAUUUUCCGUCGCGCUAUUUUAACGACCACAGGCUAUGUACUAUCCACUAACGAACCCAUUUCCGAGGCUAUGAUGGGUGCCUGGUUCAAGAGAAUCGGGGAGCUUCUUGGGUUGGAAUACCCCACCAUACUGUACAGCCUGCGCUACAACGCAGCGAACGAGUUUGAUCAAAGCGCCGAUGUCAGCGAGGCACUCCGAAACCUUGUCUUGGGUCACGCCAGCUCCGAACCGUUUCGACAUCACUAUCUUGGACGUGAAAUUGGCGCCGACCUUUGGGGCAUCCUGCGCGGCCAAAAGCCGCAACAGGCGCUGAUCAAGCAGUCUGGCAGCAUUGGUCACUCCAUCAGCAAACGUCGCCCAACUGACCUCACGCAAGAGCAGUCUGCAUCCAUCGCCACUCAUCCUACCAUCCGAAGAUUGACGAUGGCCCUUCGACGACUACCUCGAGGCUCCAAAGCAUACAGGGAUGCUAAACGAGAGAUAAAUAACGAAAAGCAGAGACUAAGGAGAGAGCUCAAGCAGAGUAUCAUACACGGAUGGACUGACAACCAGGCCGUUGACGACAUCGAGCGCCAAUUACGAGGCGAUGGUUUCACCAAGCCUGCAGUAGCGAACACCUGUCGUCCACAGGGACCGGCACAAAAGCUCUUGGUCAUAGCGCUCACUGCUCCGCUCAUCGCCACACUCGAAGACCAGUACCAACGGAGAGACAACGCCAUCGACGCAGUAUCCGUGUACUGUCUUGUCCAGGAAGGAUGCACCAUGCGCCGUCCUCGGCCUCUGUCGAAGAACUCGCCCUCUACGCCGCCUUCCCAUGGCUCAGAAGGCAGCCCCCUUUAUCUUGCCACGCUAUCUAUCUACGCCAGAAAUACGACAGAGAGGCCAAAAAGAUGCUUUGUAUGCAUUGGCCAGGCCCAUAGCCUCCCCCCGAAUGAUCCUCGGGUGGAUGAUCUCAUCCAGGAGUUCUACUCAUCCAACGACCUAACUAGACACUUUAAACGUAAGCACUUGUCCAAGAUGAAAGACCAUGACAAGACAGAGUGUAAGGUGUGUAAGAUGCCGCUUGAACACAAGAUGCACCUUCAAAACCAUGCCUUUACGACCCACGGCACUGUUUCUUGA
Messenger RNA from Colletotrichum godetiae, 2202 nucleotides. RefSeq names its product C2H2 finger domain-containing protein. Bases 1 to 2202 code for a protein of 733 amino acids. Gene Ontology annotation, biological process: DNA integration; DNA recombination. The transcript is spliced from 5 exons. The record is from RefSeq and is a predicted model, not a curated record. Lineage: Eukaryota; Fungi; Ascomycota; Sordariomycetes; Glomerellales; Glomerellaceae. Gene Ontology annotation, molecular function: DNA binding.